CGUCAUUUUAUGGUGCAUCAUUAUCUUAUAGCUAAUUGUAAAAAUUAUUUUUUUACUAAUAAUACAAUUAAUCUAUUAACGUAUAAAGUUUGGUAAAUGACGAGUGAUAAUUAUCAAAUACAAAAUAUAUUAAACUACACAAGAAAAUCCUACAAAAGUCGAAAUGGGAUGUCCUUAGAAGCGUUUAGUGCUAGAACUGAAGACGUAAAUGAAGAAUUGCUCGAAUCGCCAAGGAGCGAUAGAGUGGCUGCAGAUACUGCAAGUUGUAGUUGCGAUUUAGAUACAGAAGUGGAAAUAGCUAACAUUCUUCACAAAAAAUGUCCUGUUAUAGCAUUAGCUCAACAGCAACUUCAACGACUUCUGGACGAAACUGAUAAGUUACUUUGUGAUAAUACACAGUGUUGCAGGUCGAUCUAUGAUUAUUUCCUUUUAGGUAAGGAAGUAUUAUGGAAUCAAAAUAAAUGCCAAUGUACGCUUAUAAUCAUGAUAAUAUUCACAUUUAUCGUCGGCCUUAUACUUGGUGCUGCUUCGUGUGGAACGAACCUGCGGAAAUUCAAUAGCCCUCUUCUUACAUGCAUUGAUAACUAUUUUAUACCUGAAAGUUAUUCAGCUCAUGACGAUUUAUUUAGUGCUAUUGUUUGAAAUAUCUGUAAGUCUUGUCGAAAUGUAAAAAAAAUUAACCAAUCUUAACACAUAAAUUAAAAUUCCUAAUAUACACACAU
Molecule: messenger RNA, 722 nt
Organism: Vanessa tameamea
Lineage: Eukaryota; Metazoa; Arthropoda; Insecta; Lepidoptera; Nymphalidae
Exons: 2
Coding region: 97-642 (181 amino acids)
Source: RefSeq, a predicted model, not a curated record